UGAUAAAUAGCCGAACUCCGCACCCACGCGUCUGCAGCUGGCAGCCUGGCACGCUGUGGCAAGCUCGAGAGCACAAGACAGACAGUGUCUUCGAUCAACCAUAGCAGCUAUCAAGCUAGCAGUCCGCUAUACUCUGCUCAUUCAUCUGACAUAUUCAUCACGAUGCGGGUCAAUCAACUCGACUCACAGCUGCUCGAUCAAGAGCUAUUCUCCUUGCUAGCACUCAAUGUCGAAUCUGCCACAAGCUUAUUCCCAUCAAAGGAUCGCUAUAAUACAGUCUUCAAGACCGCUCUACGGGCUCUUAUAUGGAAAAUUGGGAUCUGGGACCAUGGAGCCACAUACGGCUCCGAAAUGCAAUCCUUGCGCUACCUGAACCUGACUCGAAACAAAAAGCUUGUCCUCGGUGCAAUCACCAUCUUUGGCCCAUGGCUUCAGGAAAGGAUUGGAGGAGAGCUGAAUGGCCGCUGGCGUAAGAUUGUCUCGCAACUUGAAGCUGCGUAUGAGCUGUGCGCAUUGCUCAACUUUGUCUCCUACAUCGCUGGUGCGCGGUAUGACUCGCUCCUCCAUCGCAUCCUAAAAGUGCAGCUCAAGCCCAAGUCGGCCGCAUACAGGGCCGUUUCAUUUGAGUUUCUCAAUCGUCAGCUUGUCUGGUCUCAAUUCACAGAAUUCCUGCUCGUCUUUCUGCCGCUCAUCAACUUGCCUCGCUUGAAGCAAAAGCUGACAAGCUACCUACCACGCACAGAAAGUCAAUCUUUGAGCUUCUUGCCGCAAAAAGUAUGCGCCAUCUGUUACAAUGAAGGGCUUGAGGAUGCCGACGUCGUCAACCCCUACCAGGCGGAUUGUGGUGACAUUUACUGCUACGGCUGUAUCAUGAGUCAGUUGCGCUUAUCUGAGGGAGAAGGGUGGCCGUGCUUACGAUGUGCUAGUAUAAUCAAGACUGCUGGACCUUGGGCAGAGCUGCCUGGCUCUGGUCCUGUGCUCUCACAAAUUGAUGAAAAGGCAGACGAAGACGCGGCGAGUAUCCCUGACAGCGAGGAGGGAUUAGACGACGAAGAGGGUAAUGUGAGUGAAAACAGCCUUGAGAUCGAUGAAGACGAAUCCGACUCAAACGAAAUUGAUGCCACCGAAACAGAAAGCUACACGUCUUCAGCCUCAUCGAAGUCUCCAUGAACGGGAUGACCCCUGAUGGAGACGGUGGUAUUCCGCGUGGAACACAGGCAGCAACAUCAUCAAAUUCCUCCCUGGCUGGAUGAAAUUGCUGCAACUUCAGCAUGCAAGGCCUGGAUGUUCGACCACGCCGUUCUUGCCAAGAAAGUCUGCCGGGCCGUUCUCGUUGACUUAAGGCUAUUCGCCCGCCUGUGACGACAAUCCCCUCUUUACACCCUCUGACUUGCCCCAUGUCCGGCCUAUUUCUCAGCCGCGAAACGACCGAACUCUACGAUUCACGGAUAGACAGCGUCGG
Messenger RNA from Protomyces lactucae-debilis, 1462 nucleotides. Its product is annotated as Pex12 amino terminal region-domain-containing protein. Gene Ontology annotation, cellular component: peroxisomal membrane. Gene Ontology annotation, molecular function: zinc ion binding. The record is from RefSeq and is a predicted model, not a curated record. The coding region runs from base 163 to 1170 and encodes 335 amino acids. Lineage: Eukaryota; Fungi; Ascomycota; Taphrinomycetes; Taphrinales; Protomycetaceae. Gene Ontology annotation, biological process: protein import into peroxisome matrix. The transcript has a single exon.